This is a messenger RNA of Aphanomyces astaci, 3039 nucleotides long. RefSeq lists its product as hypothetical. Bases 774 to 3005 code for a protein of 743 amino acids. The record is from RefSeq and is a predicted model, not a curated record. NCBI's taxonomy places the organism in Eukaryota, Oomycota, Saprolegniomycetes, Saprolegniales, Verrucalvaceae. Gene Ontology annotation, cellular component: cilium. The transcript is spliced from 4 exons.
GCGAAACGCUCGGACGAAAUGAUUCGAACGUGAUGCCCAGGGGGGACGGCGAUGCGCAGCGGACGAUGUCCAAUGUCGCGAGUGAGCUGCCGUAUGAUAUUGUGUACGCAUCGUCAACAGACUACGCCCCGAUCUUUCCCAGUGCGGUCGAGUUGAUGCUCAUGCAAGCUGCACCUGGUGCGUUGCCAGUCCGAUGGAUGUCGUCGAAAUCGUGUUCGUAUCCCCAAGAAAUUGGGCUCAUACUGUCAACGCGAGCAUACGUCAAGUCGAUCCGCAUUGUCACACAUUUGCUCUUUGCGCCGUCCAAAGUCGAAGUAUGCGCGUCGGACGAUGCCCGAGUGCAACGGUACAUGGACCAUAAUACUUCCACAGGUGACCUGCAACUGGCCAUGCAAGUAUAUUGCAGCACCGAUUGUCCAUCCUUGUGCUCCAUGGACUGGCCGUGCGCUGGCACGAACGCGCGACCGACCGACAUUCGAAUGGACAUUCACGAACCCCUCAACGUGCUCAAGUUUAUGCUGCACGCUCCACGAGUAGUCGGGUCUAAUCUAUACCACCAGGUAACACCAUAGAUGUAGCUAUCUAUGAACAACGCCAAACGUUUACCAACUUGGGUGGGUGGCUAGGUCGCGAUCUUUCAAAUCCAAGUCCUUGGUGUGCCCUUACCCCAACCCCUCCACAUCAGCAGUAUUCCUCUUGUGGGGACAGAGGAUGCUUCUUCCCCGUCGACAAACGAAGAAGUCUACCAAGCGCUGCUCGACAGCGCUGUGCCCAUGGAUCUCAUCGCCCAAGUCUUGGACGUUGCCACUGACGUCGAUGCGUACACUGCCAAGGCCGUCCAACAUGCCACGAUGGUCAAAGCUUCGUGUAUUCAGCAAGACGACUACGACCGCGCCAAGGACCUGGCCACUCGGAUAGCGUCGCUCAUAGACUUGGGCAAGCAAAUCCACGCGAUAGCCACCCUUAAAACCCACGCCGUGGCCAUGGAAGCGUUCGACCAAGCGCAGAUGUACCACAUGGUAAUACCAUGUUACACACAGGUGGUUCGAUCCUCUCCUGACGACUGGCUUCAUGCGACACAGCAACUGGAAGCAUUGGCGGUUACAAGGGAGAAACGCAUAGCCGACACGUUUGCUGUUUGCCAUGCCAGCCAAACAAGUAAAACGACGGACACGUCAGUACUGGACGUACCAGUGGCACCUCCAGACCCAUACAUCGCCACGAUUCACGACGUAGCUAUCCGACGAUGGCUGGUCGACGAGAAGAAGAUGACUGGUUGUCCUGCAUCGGGCAAUAGUCGUCGUCGUAGUCCUGCCGAUGCGUUUCUGGCUACCAUGUGGGGACGAGACUUUAUGGCUUGUACUGGUAGUCCAGUGUGGAACAUUCGCCGCGCAUGUGUUGAAAUUGCAGAGCAGCACGUGGCGAUCCUUGUCCAUGUAUUCGACGUGGAAACGUUGUACGAAAUGUACAUUGAGCUUGUGCGCACAACGUUCCUCGUCGAUCCAACCAUUCCCGUGCUCAUCGCGACACUGCACCUUGUCCGAACCAUGUACGAAAGGCCAUGUAUGCUGCCGCCAACCACAACCCCCGUCGGUCGUACUUCGAAGGGCUUGGGAUUUGGUACGUGGGGGCUCCGAAGGGGGGUCCUGCGCCCAGGUAUUGAACGUAUUAUCGACGCCAUCUUCCAGUGUUCAGCGUACUUCAACACGCUGUUGCGGGAAGAUUGCAUCCGCACGGUGCGGUUCCUGGCCCAACAGCCCCACGUCGCAGGUUUGGCUUUGGAAUGCACGUGGCAGCGUACCGUACAAGUCUCGCCCGGGUUUGAACGGGUGCUGGGGCUGACAUUUCUGCAAGACCAGCUGCAAACCAUCCUAUGCUUGGCGAUGGAAUCAUCUUUGUCGUUUAAUGAGCCGUCCAAGGCGAUGGGGCAGCUAUACGAGGACAUGUCGGCUUUUCUGACGUCCACAGUGAUUACCACCGACGACACUGUUCGUGGCGCAGCGUUAGAGUGUCUGUCCCUUGUGCACGCGUGCCAGCAACGAGACUUCCGCGGCGUCGUCGCCAUCUCUCGCGAAGUCCAUGUGCCGCUGUUUCGGACGUUCCCGUUCUCAGACUCGGAAGCAGAUCGAUUAGUAGACCAAGCCCAAGUGUUUGCCAACAGCCAUCAACUGCCCGUCCAACUGGCCACGUACGAGUUGGACGCGCCUGGCUUGGACGGAUUUCACGAGUUCCACCAACUCAAAAAAGGCACGGUCGCGUUCGCAGGACAAGUGUCCCCUCGGUAUCUGGAAUCCACUACUCGGGUACAACUGAUUCCGACGGCGGCGUUGGCCAGCGACUUGACACUUUCAAACACGAUCUCGUCGUCGCUACAACAAACACCUACUACUACUACUACCACUCGACCCCAGCAGCAGACAAUCAACUGCUCAACCCCCCACUCCAUUACACCGUCACAACCCCCGCUUACUACCGUUGAGGCAACCCCCAACAGACCAGUUGACCUGUCAAUUCCUUCCCAGCCCAAGGAACUUCACCCCCGAGCGAGCCCUUCUCCGUUUCCACCAACGACUGUAUCCCCCUUGCAUCCAUCGCAAUCAAUGACGUCGUUCCUUCCUGGCACAACAGCUGAGCCCUUCCCUUCGCCAUCGGUGAUCCCCUCCCUGACUUCUAACGACCCCUUACGUCUGGCUUUCGAGCUUGAACCAUCGUCGCCAAUGCCAGCAGCAGCUCCUGUAACUUUAGUCAGUGCACAGUCGCCACAUUCCUCGCAGGAUACUAGUCUUAUCGUGGAAAAGGCAGUGUCGUCCCCUGUCAAACCCCUCGCCGGUCGAAAGAACCAGGUCGCCCCUGCGACAACGUUGGAAAUUCCGCCCUCGUCUGUAUCAGUGAACGGGACCCCACGGACGGCAAGGGAACGCAUCGAAACACUCCAAGUGGUCGCAGAAGUUGCCAAGAAAGUUACCCACGCCGACGAUAAAAAAGCAGGGUGUUCGAUCUCGUAAUGUCGUAAUUCAACAACCUGAUCAGGCAAUCAAC